Anisakis simplex (herring worm) is the source of this 951-nucleotide messenger RNA. The record is from the annotation of a GenBank genome assembly. Lineage: Eukaryota; Metazoa; Nematoda; Chromadorea; Rhabditida; Anisakidae.
AUGGGAACACCAGAAACGAGACAGCGGGCAAAUAUCCUGAUAACUGGAUCACCAGGUACUGGAAAGACGACGUUAGGUCAAAUGCUGGCCGAGCGACUCGGUUUCGAUUUCAUUGAAUGCGGUAAGGAAGUACGAGAACAUGAACUCUAUUCUGGUUAUGACGAUGAACUGAAGUGCCAUAUCCUCGAUGAGGAUAAACUUCUUGAUCAUAUAGAAGAUAGAUUGAAUGACGACCGAGGUGGAUGUAUUGUUGACUAUCACGGUUGUGAUUUCUUUCCCGAAAGGUGGUUUGACAUCGUUGUCGUGUUGAGAUGCAAUAAUACAAUUUUAUACGACCGAUUGGCAGCCAGAGGUUACAGUGACAAAAAAAUACGAGAGAAUGUCGAAUGUGAAAUUUUUGGAUCUUUGCUUGAUGAGGCGCGUGAUGCGUAUAAAGUUAGACUUUAUCCUUAUCUAUUUCUUAUUUUCAGCGUGAUGUUCACGUUGAUAAUGCUCAUUUUAAAGGAGGAAUUGAUCCAUGAAUUACCGAGUGAAACGUCAUCGCAAAUGAAUGAGAAUGUGGAGCGAAUCGCGGAAUUGGCUUUAUCGUUUAAAGCAAAAUCAAUUCUCGUGGCGUGUGAAUACAUUUCAACGUUGUUUUUCUUCGAUGUUUCAUUACCUCACAUCAGUUUGCAGUUUUUAAAAAUGUGUAAAAUGUGGGAAAAGAUACGGUAUGGUGUUCGAUGGAAGCCUUCAGAGCGAUUAGCAUUAGCGAAUAGAGGUUUGGAUCUGAGGAACGUGAAAUCAAUAAGUAUUUCGAUGGAUCCGUUUUAUCGAGGAUAUAAUGGUCACAAAAUUGUUUUCAAAACAGAUGGAAUGCAGUCAUUUGACGUUGUAAUGCAAUUUAAUCGACUUCUUGGUAACAAAGAAUUUGGCAAAGCUGGUGUUAGACGACAGGAUUCAUCCAAAUGA